GUCAGGAUAAGGAAUGUAAAGAUGGUGCCUUUAUCUGUAGGUUUAUGUUUGUGUGAGAGUGUGUUUUUUGCCUCUCUCCCUGAGGCUUUGGAACAAGUCUUUCCAGGCCUUCUGUGUGUCUUUUUCUCUCUCUCUCCCUGCCCUGGGUGGAGCUCUGUUUCUCUUUCUGUCUGAUACAGGAAUCUAACCAUUUCAGGAACAGGCAGGCAAAAGGGGAAGAGACCGUGUUUCAUCCACUCACCUGAAAGGUUCCCCCUUUUCCUUCCGGUGCCUGACAAUGGCUCGCCGAUCCCAGUGUUCAUCCCAAACAGAUAAUCCUCUGGACCCCAGCUACUUGGAACCCCACUACAAAGAAUAUUACCGGCAAGCCAUUGACAUCCUAGCAAUUGAUGGUGAAGAGAAGUAUUAUCAGUUCCUGGACAGUAAUAACUUUCCUGAUUUUCUAUGUGCCAAGGAAAUUGAACACAUCAAAAAGUACCUGCAAAAGCCACAGUAUCAGCCUAAUGAGACUACUUACAUGGAACCCGUGCUGCACAUUGAUGAUGAUGAGGAUGGCUCUUCAGGCACCUAUUGGCCUCUACAUUCUGACAUUGCUGCCCCUGAGCUUGACUUGGGAUGGCCAAUGAUUCGUGGAUUUCAGGGAACAUCUGAGGUUACUACAUUAGUCCACCCACCACCACUGGAUAGCCCCAGCAUUAAGGAAGAGCUCAGAAGAAUGAUUAAAUCAGCACGACAGGUGAUCGGCAUUGUGAUGGAUAUUUUCACUGACAUAGACCUUUUUAAAGAUUUGUUGGAUGCUGCCGCUCGAAGGGUCCCUGUUUAUGUUCUCCUUGAUGAGUUCCAUUCAAAUUAUUUCAUGGAGAUGGUCACUAAAUGUAAAGUUAACCUCGGCUUUGUUGACUAUUUGAGGGUCAGAACAGUACCUGGGUCAACAUAUUUUUGUCGGACGGGGAUGUCCUUCAAAGGUCACAUGACGGAAAAAUUUGUUUUGGUGGACUGUAGAAUCGUGCUCAGCGGUACAUACAGUUUUAUGUGGUCCUUUGAGAAAAUCCAUAGAAGCAUUGCUCAUGUCUUUCAUGGAGAAUUGGUCAACACAUUUGAUGAGGAAUUCCGUAUUCUCUUUGCCCAGUCAAAUCCUAUUAUUAAAGUGGAAACUGCCUUGGUAAAAGCAGACAAUUUAUAUGGAGUGCCCCAGUUUGGAUUUAACAGAAAUCCCCUGCAGAGACAACAGAUGCUAUACCUAAGAGAGGAUCCUGGAAAGCUCUCACAGCACUCUUCUUCAUCCUUCCCAGAACUUGGUGAUACAGAUUUCGGAUUCCCAUCUUUCCGAAGGGAUGAUAUCAUGAGACACACUUUAGAGGUACCUACAAGCCGUAUGAUGAUGCAUAAAUAUGGUACACAAUUUGAGCCAGAUAAAAUGCAGCUCAAUCCUUCACAAAGCUUUAUUCAGGCUAAGAGGUUGGAGAUGGAGGCUUUUAAACGUCACAGUUUUGCAGAAGGGACAUUUGAGAAUUAUUCCACAUCAAGGCAGUUUAUGCAGCAACGACUUAUUGACAGUGCAAAUGAAUUUGAAUUUCAGUCCAGUCACUUUCAGAGAGAACAUCACUUCCAAAUUGAGCGCCCAUUCAAUCUAACCAGACACACCAGGAGUCAAGGGCUGUUUGAAAAAAUCAAGGCUGGCAAAUAUGCAGUGAGAAAUACAGAAGAAUUUGCAGAUGAUCCAAGAAAUACAACAGAUUUUCAUGCCAUAGAUUAUGAAUUGCCAUCAGUUCCGUUCCGCCCAAUGCUAGAUUAUAGAGCCCCACUAUCUUCAGACUCUUCCAAAGAGGUACAUGGGUCAGGAGUGGGGAAUCCUGCAGAAGAUGGGAGAUUUGGACAGAGAUCACAGAAGAGGCAGAAUAUGGGGCAAACGUAUGUCUGCCAGAUCUCACCAACACAAAAACAGAAUUUGGAUCAGAGGUUAUUAUUUCAAGAACCAAAACAGGAUAAAAAGCCUGCUGAUAACAGGCAUGGAUUAAGGAGCUGGAGGAUAUCAUCUUACCUGAGCUCUUACCAGGAUGAGUCAGAUGAAGGUAUUCCAGGGGCUUUAGGCUCCGAAAUGCCUGACGAUGUUAUAAUUCCUGCUGAAUCAACAAGACCCUCCUUUGAGAUCAACUCCCGAAUUAUUAAAGACAUCCCCCAAAUAUCAGUAUCAAACCUAAUUGACUCGUAUUCAAGUAAGGUACUUAAUGUGGACAAAGGUAAAGAGACCUUGUCUUCUGCAGAAAAAGAGAGUGAGGAAAGGGAACCUAAGGAGGUAACAUUAAUUAAACAUGAUUCCUUACGGUCCAGGGUUAAUCCCAUGCUGCAGAGAAGCUCACGGCUGAGGUCCUCUCUUAUCUUCAACUCCUCAAAAUUAGAACAGCAUAUUUCAACUCAGCAAGACAAGUCAAGUCUGCCUCACAAGGACAAAGCAAUAAAUGAAGGGGACAAAGCAACAAAUGAAGGGGAGAAUGAGAGUGAAUCUACAACAAAAGUGACAUCCUCUACCCUUGCUGAUAUUUUAGAAAGACAUCGGUCCCUAACCAGAGGGUCAUACUUGAGCAAGAAAUUUUCUGAUUUAACUUCUAAACAAGAACAGUCAAAAAGUACUGAAAAACUAACAGACAAUAUAGAUUCCAAGCCAUCUUUAUUAAAAGAUUUACCUCAUGUUUCCUCUUCAGAGCAGUUGUCAGUAAAUACUUUGACUGAAAAUUUUGAUACCAAGCCAUCCUUUAGGAAGGAUUUUCUUAAGUCUUCAGUUUCACAGCAGGUGCCUGAAAAUAGUUUAACUGAGAAGUUGGAUUCCAAGCCAUCCUUAAAAGAUUUUGCCUCUACUUCACAACAAGUUUCUGGAAAUUCUAAUGCUGCUAAUGCUGUAAAGUCACUAAUUCAAGAAUUUGAAGUCAUGGAGGCAACCAAAAAUGUCAUAACUGGAAAGGCAGAAAAGACCAAUAUAGAGUCAAAAUCAUUAGAUGUUAAAGGUAACAAGAAUUUACCCAAUCAUGAAUUUAAAUUGGAUGUGGCAGAGCCAGAGAACAAAGAUUUUGUGGUUCCUUUACCUCCAGAAAAAUCAACCAACACUGUUUCAUCUGGUGGUAUUACUCGGAGUGUCACUAUGCGUGAAUCUGCAUCUAAACAAAAUGAAAUUUCAUCUGAUUCUAAGUUCAUUCGGAACAGACCAGUUUCAGCUUCCAUGUCUGAAAAAGUGACUGUUGGCCUUACCAAAAACUUUGGUUCUACUACAUCCUUAAACAUUUCAAAAGAAGAAACAAGCAACAAAGAAAUCUCAGCUUUAGAAAAACUUAGAAGAGAUUCAGUAAAGUUUAGACACUUGGCAAGUCAGAAGGAAGAGAAGAAACAGGAUGAACCAACACCUCCUGCUCCUGUACGCUCUACAAGUGAGGACCAGAGUACCAAACUGUGUAAUGACUCUCAGGAAACUGCCAAAAGCAUAAGGAAUAGAAGCCAGGAUGAUGUGACUACAAAAACUGAGGAGAAAGAAGACAAACUGAAGCAAAGUCCUCUAAUAACACAUGUAGAAGAGAAAGAAGACAAAGUGAAGAAAAGUCCACCCCCUGUGAAGAGCAACCCACCCUCUCAGAAUAGGUUUCCUUCAUCCUCCACCAACAUGCUAUAUGGCACAAACCUUAGAGAUGACACUAAAGUAAUCCUAGAGCAGAUUUCUGCCAAUAGCCAGAAGAACAGGUCAGAUGCAUCCAAACAAAACCAACAGACUACAACCAAUGAAGCAGAUGAUGCCAAGCAAAGUGCAAUCUCUGCUGCCAGCAAGGAAAUUGCAACUUCAGAGGUGAUUGACUCAGAAAAGCCUUCUCGGCCUUUCUCAAGGUAUGAAAACCUACUGAACAAGAAUCGGUACAACAAGGCAGGAGGAGCAUCAGAGGAAAGGGAUGACUUAAUUAAGAAGAUGGACAGUAUCCGUAAGGAGAAACGAGUGUACAGUAGGUUUGAAGUGUUCUACAAAAAUAAAGAUGAGGACAAAGGCAAUGAGAAAGAUGAUGACAACCAAAGUGACAAGUUACCCAAGGAAAAGAAGUCUGCAAAGUUCCAGGUGUUUACAAGUGAACCAGAACAGAAAGCAGGAGUCAGAGUCCUACCUCAGGCCAUCCAAAAUCAUUCAAGAGAUGAAGAAAGCAGAACGGACUUUUCCCUUUCAUAUAAAAACUUGAUGGACCUAGAUGAAAGUAGAAAGAAAAGGUCCAUAGAGCAAAGUAGUUUGAUGAACUUGAUGAUGGACUGUAAGAAAAUAAGACUUUUAAGUAACAUCACUUACAAUGAAAGGAAUAAUCACUGAUCAUCUCUAAGACAGUCAGAAUGUUUUAUAAGCACUGAUAUAAUCUAAAUGCCAAUUUCAAUUUGCCACCAAGUACCAAAAUUACGAAUAAAACAGAGGCAGUAAACCAUCUCUCAACAUAUAAUAAUACAUCGGUCAAGCAACAUAUAUGUAUUAAUGACAGUGGGCCUGCAACACUUUGGUCAUACUGGCAAAUCCCAUGAAGGAAACAUACAAAUGAUGGUGUUAAAUUCCUACAUCAAAUGUAAUAUAUUGAUAAAAGGACUUCAGAAAUCCCUGAAAACUCAGUGCCCCAAACUUCCUUAAAGGUUGUUUUGCAUGCUGUCAAACAGGGAAUUUGGAAUAAAGUUGAGGGAGUACUUGAAUACUUUGGAAUGCAGGCUAGACUACCAAAGAUGCAAUGUAUGUACUGAUUAAAUAAAAAUAAAAUAGUCUUUUUGUUAA
This is a messenger RNA of Protopterus annectens (West African lungfish), 4777 nucleotides long. It is a transcript of the gene SACK1H, whose product is annotated as family with sequence similarity 83 member H. The record is from RefSeq and is a predicted model, not a curated record. Gene Ontology annotation, biological process: protein localization to cytoskeleton; positive regulation of cell migration; intermediate filament cytoskeleton organization. NCBI's taxonomy places the organism in Eukaryota, Metazoa, Chordata, Ceratodontiformes, Protopteridae. Gene Ontology annotation, molecular function: keratin filament binding. Gene Ontology annotation, cellular component: keratin filament. The transcript has 6 exons. Bases 278 to 4333 code for a protein of 1351 amino acids.